AUGACCGACAAGCAAAUGACGUUUGAAAAUCCUGAGAUGAUGCGUGUGCUGCAAUCGCAGACGCAAAAUUUGAAAGCGAAAUAUGAGCAGAACCUGGAAAACUUCAAGCGUAACACAGGCCACGACAAUCCACUUGCGAAACAACCUGUGGCAACCAAUGAGCCGAACGAUGCCGAUACGGCAGAAAAGAAGGCGCAAGAGGAGAUCAAGAAUUUUACUCAUGAUUAG
Molecule: messenger RNA, 228 nt
Organism: Malassezia vespertilionis
Lineage: Eukaryota; Fungi; Basidiomycota; Malasseziomycetes; Malasseziales; Malasseziaceae
Exons: 2
Coding region: 1-228 (75 amino acids)
Source: RefSeq, a predicted model, not a curated record